Eurypyga helias (sunbittern) is the source of this 999-nucleotide messenger RNA. RefSeq names its product visinin-like protein 1. The annotation marks the transcript as partial. The transcript has 2 exons. The record is from RefSeq and is a predicted model, not a curated record. Gene Ontology annotation, molecular function: calcium ion binding. Lineage: Eukaryota; Metazoa; Chordata; Aves; Eurypygiformes; Eurypygidae.
UUCUUUCCGUAUGGAGACGCUUCGAAGUUUGCCCAGCAUGCCUUCCGAACCUUUGAUAAAAACGGAGACGGGACCAUCGACUUCAGAGAGUUCAUUUGUGCCCUGUCCAUCACCUCGCGAGGCAGUUUCGAGCAAAAGCUGAACUGGGCCUUCAACAUGUACGACCUGGAUGGCGAUGGUAAAAUUACAAGAGUGGAAAUGCUGGAAAUUAUAGAGGCCAUCUACAAAAUGGUGGGCACGGUGAUAAUGAUGAAGAUGAACGAGGAUGGCCUGACGCCUGAGCAGCGAGUAGACAAGAUCUUCAGUAAGAUGGAUAAGAACAAAGACGACCAGAUCACACUGGAUGAGUUCAAAGAAGCGGCAAAGAGCGAUCCUUCCAUUGUACUACUCCUGCAGUGUGACAUUCAAAAAUGAGCCCCCGUGCAACGUGUCAUAGACUGCACAGAAGUUUAAUGUUCCAUUCAGUUUGCAGCUAUUUCCACACACACACACAGAUUUGCUUGGACUACCUAUAAAUGGACUCGCUUCUUGUGUUUGAAACACUCGUGUGCAUGAGAAUGUCAUUUGCUAAAGAAUUUUAAAAAGUAUAUAUUAUAAAAAUAAACUGCCACAACGUGACGUGUGCAAUGUCAUUUCGUACCGACCCUGUUCCUCUGAAGCCUGUGCAGCAGUCCUGUGCUGCGGUGAAUUCUAUUAUUUAUUGUUCCUGUUUGACCGAUGCUAGCUCUGUGUCUCCUAGGCUGCGUGAUGUUAGUGACACUGAACUCCCACGGUGAUGUUAACUGUUUAUUAUAAACCAGGUCGCCAUUCUGCUGUAAAGUAGUACUGGACAGACAGAGGGGAAGAGUUCCUCAGCUCUUCAGUCUGAUCCACACAUGUGCUUGUGUUGUCAGUGGAUAUAAAUGUACUUCAUUUGCAUGCCUUUUAGGUUUGCCUUAAUUCUUACCUCAUUUGCAUCCCUUCAAUCCGGAAAGAGCUAUGUCAGAGGAAUGCGGUAUA